AUGGCUCCGCUGACACCGAGGACUCCCCCGCAGGCGUUCAACCUCGUCCUCGACUUUGCGACCUCCAGCGUCGUCGUGUUCAGCACCGCUUCGUGCAGCAAUAACAACUGUAACGGACUCAAUGUGUACGAUCCGUCCAAGAGCUCGACGUGGCGCGCGGGGAAGGACGUGAUACCCUUCAAGUCGGGGUCGCUGAGUACCGGCUCGGACAUUGUCGUCGUCGGGGGCCAGGGGGCCAACUUUGACUUUGAGCAGUUCCCGGCCAUCAACAUCGCACAGGGCGUGAUCGAAACGUCGUUGAACGCGUCCGGCGUCGUGGGCCUCGGAGCCGCCACUGCGCCCCCGGGUAACUUUAGCCUGCCAUUGCUGUAUUACCUGUCCAAGGGGUGGACGGACAAGUCGUUUGGGCUGUACAUGGCGCGGACGCGCAAGACGGUCAACGACACGUUGUUGUCUGCGGCCAAGGGGCCAGGAGGUUCUCUGACGCUAGGUGUCAUCGCCUCCAAGAUCAACUACGUCCCCCUCCUCAACCUCAACAGCCCAGCGCCAGUAUGGGCAGUCCCCCUCGAUGGCCUCCUCGUACAGGGCAAGGCCCUCCGCUCGGUCGAGGGCGAAGCUAGCCCCCUCGCGGUGCCGAACGCGGGCUCGCUUUUCAUCCUAGCGCCCCCAAGCUGGGUGGACGAGUUCUAUUCACACAUCGAGCACAGCUUCAAGAUCAGCUACCCUUCCGGAUCGUACUCGUGGGUGUUUCCUGCCUUGGCGAUCAACAUCAGCAACGCCAACGCGCCGGCCAACAACCCCGCGUCGACCCUGUUCCAGCUCGUGCUCGGCGGCCAGAGCUACCCCAUGGCCGACGCCGACUUUGUCUACCAGACCCUAAGCGCGUGGGACCUCGUGAACCGCUUCAAGGCGCAGCGCUCGCAGGCGGCUCCUAGCCCCCUGUGGGUGUUCGGCACGCUGCAGCCCAUCCCGGACAACGUGCAGCCCGCUGCGGGGCACACACCGGCCAUAUACCUCGGAUCGUCGUUCCUCAAGAACGUGUACUCGUCGUACCGGUUCACUGGGCCAGACGGCCCUGCAGCCGUUGGGUUCGCGCGCCUCAAGCCUGAGGCCGGCGCGCCGGUCGCGCCUGUCACGUACUCGUAUACUCGGCCCGCUGGUACGGGCACUUCAUCCGCCAAGCCAACGGCGUCGAGCACCAAGGGAGGCGACGCAAGAGCCAACAGGGUGGCGGCGCGUUUUGUUCUCUGUGCUGCCGCCGUGGCGGCGUUGCUCUGA
Messenger RNA from Vanrija pseudolonga, 1278 nucleotides. RefSeq lists its product as uncharacterized. Gene Ontology annotation, molecular function: aspartic-type endopeptidase activity. The transcript has 3 exons. Lineage: Eukaryota; Fungi; Basidiomycota; Tremellomycetes; Trichosporonales; Trichosporonaceae. Bases 1 to 1278 code for a protein of 425 amino acids. Gene Ontology annotation, biological process: proteolysis. The record is from RefSeq and is a predicted model, not a curated record.